AUGAUUUUACCGACAUCCUCAUCCCCAUCGGCAGCGUUGCCGAGAGAAGCCGCAGUAUGCCAUGCGUUUCAUCCGUUGGAGAACCAAGAUUCUGUAACGUUGCUAUCGUUCCAAGUCCCGCCAUGGAAGAAGGAAAAUCAGGGCGAGAAACAGCAACCUGUCAAGAAGACGAAGCAGGCAUACUUUGAUAUUUGUCUGGAUGUCUCGGGAUCAAUGGCUGGUAGCGGUAUCGAAUGUGCCAAGGUGGCGAUGAAGCGGUUGAUCGACCAUCUGAUCCAGAACUGUGAGGUACCCCCAGAGAGGAUCACUGUGUACCUGUAUGAGAGCUCGUGCCAGACGCGGCGGCUAAAGGAUGGUGAUACAAAGUGGAUUAAUUCUGUCAAGGCUGGUGGAGGAACGAGCUUCGCAAGCGUGUUCAAUGAGGUCAUCAAGAACAUCAAGCUGCACCGAGCCGAGACCAACAUGCAGGAGGAUAUGGAUGUCACCCUAUUCUUCUUCACCGACGGCGAGGACGGUGAUGGUCGGAACCUCGAUCAAGCCAAGCAGAAGCUAGAGGACCUCCUGAAGAGCACGCUUCGGCUAGAGUCCACAGUCCAUACAUUCGGGUUCACGGCCGGACAUGACGCCAAGCUGUUGAGCUGGCUGACCUCUACAGGAAAGUACAGUGGUUGCUUCCAGUAUAUCCAGCAGUCGAGCGCAAUCGAGACGUCUAUGUCGACAACGUUAAUGCUUCUGGACGACUCGGCUAUGGUGAUGGAGAGGAAGAUCGAGAUUUCGUGGACGGACACUGACAAGGACCAUGCACAGGAGUGGCUCGCUGUCAAGUUGGAGCGCGCUGGCGUCGCGGGAUCAACUGUCAUUCGUGGAAAGCCCUUUUCGAGAAGCAUGAUCCAGUGGAGAGAGUACGAGUCCGGAGAGGAUAGUAAUCCCAUUCAGGAUCUACAAGUGCUUUGGUUACCCGAGGAUAGCCCUCAGCGAAUCACCGGCACGACGCAGUUCAUUCAGCACGAGUUGCUACGGUUAAUCGAAGAGAUUAACAGCAUUGGCAGCAACGGGCAGCUUUCGGCCGAGCAGAAGCGUACAGAACUGCUCAAGAUUGACGCCGAAACGGAGGCGUGUAGCAAGAUUCUGGGAACGAUGGCCUUUGCGGCCGCGAAGUUGAAGCAAAAGGAGGUUCGGGGGUCUUGUAUGGUCGCCUGUCAGCGGACACGGUCAUUGUUGCAGUCGUUCCUGACAGUCAAGGCGGAUGCGCAUAAGCGUGGGGGAUCGAUUUCGAACACGAGUCUCGCAACAUUCAAUGCUUUGGCGUACGGUGAGAUCACAGAGGCGAAGUUGAAGGCCAAGUUGGACGCGCGUGCGGGCAAGAACACAGCGUUGUUUGCGGACCUAGAUCAGAAAGUCGAUGAGGUUGUGAAAGGCUUGGAUCUGGAUAAAAUGGAGGCUGAGGAGUCUGAGGAGAGGUUGCGGGUGCUUUCGUGCGCGUUCUCGACGAAUAGUUACAUUGAUGCCUUGCGUGAUGGCGAUUGUUUAUGCAUGACCUUGGAUGUGUCUCGCGGGGCUGGCGCGAUUGCAGAUCCGAGCCAGGUGGUCAUCAAGUCUAUCUUUCCGACAUACUUGACUUCGUCCAUGUUCACGUUGGCACUGGGGCACUCACUGGCACAGAAUGACCCCGAGGAUGUGCACGGUGGCUUCGACCGAAACAGCGACGCGAGCAUCGCUCCUGGCCUGGCCCACGAGAACAUUACCGCAGUGAUGCCAUUAUUCAUCAACAAGGAGCAUUGGCAGGUGGCCAAACUGCGUAUGAAGCCCAUCCUCGGAUAUGUGGUGACACUGGACGCGACAGGAUACACAUACAGCCAGUCAACCACCAUCCCAUUCUUGAUUCUCGCCAAGGCUCUUGAAGCGUACCCCAUGACUGAGUUUAGGCAGAGGCAGGUGCAGCUUAUUUUGGAGACCUGCGAUGCCAUCUACCGGAGCUCCAAGACUCUAUGCGAGAGCACCAGGACAUUAGUAGAGCAGUUCUGUGCAUCACACACACAGCGAACCGUGGACGUGAUCACCAACAACUAUGUCUUCCUUGGCCACGUCAUCUGCGCGCUGCGUGCUGGGGAUAUCACGGCUGCAGAGAUGAGUGCGCUCUUGUCAACGUUCGAGACUGCGAUCGUGGAAGAGCAGAUCCGAAGGGACAUGUCCUGGAGGGUCUCUUCGGACCUGUUUGGCAACAUACUAGAUUGGUUUAACGUCGACCGUCAGAAGGAUGUCGCGGUUCCUGGACGCAAGUAUCGCGAGCAGCAUGAUGCAUAUGUAGCAGCGUUAGAGCGAGAUAAUUCAGACAACGGUAUCGUAGCUCACUACCAGUCCUUGUUCAAUAACACGCGCAAGGAUCAGGGUGUCAAGUCCAAAUCCCCAAAGACAGAAUCGACAUCUCCUCACGCGUCGACAUCCGCUCCAUCGUCCGCAUCAGUGCCUCCGACAAUUGGCAUGGCUUCGUUGUCGGUCAAGGAGGUGGCACCGAUUUCGAAGCCAGAGUUCAAAGUGCCUGAUUUUGAUCCACUUCGCUGGGAACUGUCCGAGGCAUCAUUAGACAGGCUGAGCUCGAUUCAGCAUGCGAUCUCUGCAGGAGUUGAUAAGAUCCGUCGUCUCUUAGCAAUCAUCCACUCUCCUCUCGACACCGAUCUCCCCGAGGUACUCUCCUUGCGCCUUGGGGCCAUGGCGCCGACGGCCAUGGCGGAUGAGUUCUUUGCACGGUACUCCCCCAAGACCAACCUGGCGACGUUACUGCAGGCCUACGCACACACAAAGAACGCCGACCGUCGUUCGGUCGAGAACCUGAUGACGCCGUUCGAGCGUGAGGUUGCUUCUGGACCGGAUACGGCUUCUGAUGAGGCGAUUCAGUUUCUCAAGUCGCUGUAUAUGGCCAAGAUGACGGACAUAGUGGGCGGGGUCGUGGCAGCAGUUGAGAAUGAGUACAUGGAAGCGAAGAGGGGCACAGCGGCAUCGGUGUUCUUGAGCACGAACUCGUUGGAGGUUGCGGCCGCUGUGUUGAUCGACUCAAAGUUCCGGGGUGCUGCCGGAGGACAGUUGACGACGCUGUGUGCACGGUCGACCAUGACUUUGCCGAGGGCGAAGAUCCAGAUGUUGUUGACGGGAUCGUACAAGGGUGUGAAAUUGUUUACAGAUAAGUCUGGGUCGUUGGAGGAUAUUCGCUGGUAUCCGUGCAAAAAGACAUUAUACAGGAUGUUCAGACAUUACCAUGAUCAGUUCAGCUUGGAUGAGUGGCGCCAGUUCCAUCCUAAUCGAUAUGAGAGUUACAUUGCACGCCGGUAUGUGCUGGAUCACUGCCUUGAUGAGUUGCCACAGGAGCAGCAGGUGGAGGUCAACAGCAUCUCCUAG
Messenger RNA from Gamsiella multidivaricata, 3393 nucleotides. RefSeq lists its product as uncharacterized. NCBI's taxonomy places the organism in Eukaryota, Fungi, Mortierellomycota, Mortierellomycetes, Mortierellales, Mortierellaceae. The transcript is spliced from 5 exons. The coding region runs from base 1 to 3393 and encodes 1130 amino acids. The record is from RefSeq and is a predicted model, not a curated record.